AUGGAGGAGGCUGGUCCCGGGGCCGCCGACCCGCAGAGCCCGGCUGGUGGCGAGGGGGGCAGGCCGCAUGCUCCCCAGGACCAGAAGGGGGACGGGACCUUUUCCUCCCCCGUCCUAGACUUGAGCCAGAGGGGGCUACACCACUUAAGAAACAUCUUCCAAGGUUUCAACCUCAAACAGCUGCAUCUUCAGAGGAAUGUCCUGUGCGCCCUCCCCAAGGACUUCUUCCAGCUGCUGCCCGUCCUGGUUUGGCUGGACCUGCGCUUCAACCGGAUCCGGGCACUGCCCCCUGGCAUCGGUGCUCACAGGCACCUGAGGACUCUGCUCCUUGAGAGCAACCCCAUCAAGGCCCUGCCGCUGGAGCUGGGGAACGUGAGGACCCUGACGUCCCUGAACCUGAGACUCUGCCCCUUGGAGUUCCCACCCCAGCUCAUCCUGCAGAGGGGCCCGGCCGCCGUCCUGAACUUCCUUCGCUUCUGUGCCCAGGGCGGCCCCCGCGGCCCCCCACGGCCCCCACCAGUGAAUCAAAGCGCCCGGCUCUGGGCGCUGGAGGACCCCCUGCUGAGCCCGAACCGAUCCGGGGAGCGUCAGCAGAGUCGGGGGGACAAAGGGCUGCAGCCCCCCGCGCCCCGAGAGAAGGGCGACCUCCUCCCGCCCGGAGACAAGCAGGACCAGCGCGGGCUCCAGGCCUCCGCCGACCGCCCGGACCGGUGGCUGAUGACGGCGGAGAUCAGGCGCUUCUGGAAGGUGAGGCAGGAGAUCGUGCAGAACCAGCAGGCGGGGGCACCGCACCGGCGGCUCCUGGCCACGGAGCUGCCGCCCAACCUCCAGGCAGCCCUGAGCUCCAGGGAGCCGAGCCCGGACCCCGCGCCCCUUCUCAGGGAGAAGCAGGCAGUGAAGAGGGAAGCGGAGUCCCCAACCCUCCUGCCCCUGCACCAAGGCCUGGUGCCAGCCAAGGUCCCCCCUGUCAGGGGCGUCCUGGGUCCCAAGAACACCCUGAGCUGCAGUCCCUGGAGGGCCAGCAUGGGCCAGGCACUGCGCACGUGCGUGGGAACCAGCUCACUCCAAGAGGUGCCCAGUGGGGAAAGGUCACAGCAGCGCUGGCCGUGGAAGCAGGAGAGGAGACAGUGCUUCCGGGGUACUGAGACGCUAGCGCAGGUGCGCCAGGCAGCCCAGGACUGGGGGAUCAUGAGCGAUGGUGGGGUGCCCCAAGAGGACGCCCUGAAGCUCAAGGUGGGGGCGCCCUUGCCCAGGAGCCGGCCCUUCCCGACGCUCACCGCCAGCUUCUCGCGGCACCCACAGAAUAUAUUUUUUAACACAAAGGCAUUUUACGGAUCUGAAGGCUGGCGCGGCCGGCCCGGGGCGGGGGCAGGGCCUGGGCGGCACCUGGCCCGCAGGAAGGUGACAGCGGAGAUGCGAUGCCCCGGCCCGCCCAAGGCCCAGCGCGCGGCGUGGCCGGAGGCGCGGGCGCGGGCGGCCGGCGGCGGCGGCGGCGGCGGCGGCGGCGAGGCGAGAGCGAGGAGCGCGGAGCGCGCGCGGCCGGAGCCCCGGCCAGGCCCGGCCCGACCGCGGCCCGCGAUGCGCCCCGGGGCCGCCCCCCGGCGCCGCUGA
Sorex fumeus (smoky shrew) is the source of this 1611-nucleotide messenger RNA. RefSeq names its product leucine rich repeat containing 27 (gene LRRC27). NCBI's taxonomy places the organism in Eukaryota, Metazoa, Chordata, Mammalia, Eulipotyphla, Soricidae. The record is from RefSeq and is a predicted model, not a curated record. The transcript has 11 exons. Bases 1 to 1611 code for a protein of 536 amino acids. Gene Ontology annotation, molecular function: protein binding.